UCCUUUUCACUGGUGGACUCAAAAAGUCCAGUGAUUCUAAACAAAAUUAAAAAAUAUAAAUAAAAGUACAAAACGAAAAAUCAACGAUUUCGAAAAAGCAUGAAAAAAUUAGAUCAAACCAAUAAAUUCAGACUCUGCGCUGUAACAGUCCAUAAUGAAUUUCGAAGCUGCAUUAAUUAUAAUUAAAUACAAAUAUAACUUAUAAACCACAUCUUUUGGGAAUAAAAUUUUGACAAUGAUAACAUUGACACCGUCAACUGGCAUUAUUAUUCCUUUUUAUCGAUGCAUAGUGAGUUAUAGUCAAAAAAGAUUAGUUUAUAAUGAAUGCACAAAGGUUAGAAUAAAAACACUAAGCUUGAAAUUAAAAAGUUUUCACUUCACAAUAUGUCAAUCAAUCAACAUGCAAUUUCAGUAGAUAUAUUUUACCAUUUUCAGUUUAGUUCUAGAUAUCCGUACUCAAAUUAAAUGAGUACUUCAAUAAUAAACUCAUUACCAUCCAUCGAACUGCAGGAAAUUGAAAUUUUGCUAUUAGAAAUUCUUGGUAGAGUGGAAUCGAAGAAGUAGGGCAACAUGGAUCAGGAGAUUGACGAGUCGACGCUGACGACGACGAUGAAGUUGCCGGAGAGGAUGCGGACCGAGAUGAUCAUACCAGUGGCUGAGGAGACGUUCUACAACACCAAGUGGAAGGCGAAGGAAGCUCCCCUCUGUGCCUACGAUAUGCUGUACCACCCGCCCGACUACAACCCUAAAGCGGCCCGAUCCGACCGACAAGAACCAAAGAUCAUCAGGCAAAAUAUUUGGGACCAAGAAUUGCAUAAACGCAUACCAUGUACGACUCACUUCACGCACGGGAGACCCACGUGGCCGAUCCUGGAUCGACCCACCAAGCAAUUCGUGAGGGUUGUAGUUAAAAACGAGAAUCCUCACAUGCGUCUGUACCACGUGCUGGAAUGGGCUGCCCUGAUGAACGAAGGUCUCAUGAGUCUGUGUUACUAGUUCCGUUCAGACACUUCGUAAUAUUUCUCCGAAGAUUUUUCUACUACUACAUGUAUCUGCCUCAUAUUUUUUUCUCAAUAAAUUUUUGCACCUGU
Helicoverpa armigera (cotton bollworm) is the source of this 1091-nucleotide messenger RNA. RefSeq lists its product as uncharacterized. The record is from RefSeq and is a predicted model, not a curated record. Lineage: Eukaryota; Metazoa; Arthropoda; Insecta; Lepidoptera; Noctuidae. Bases 571 to 996 code for a protein of 141 amino acids. The transcript has 3 exons.